Molecule: messenger RNA, 1062 nt
Organism: Vicia villosa (hairy vetch)
Lineage: Eukaryota; Viridiplantae; Streptophyta; Magnoliopsida; Fabales; Fabaceae
Exons: 1
Coding region: 1-1062 (353 amino acids)
Molecular function (GO): zinc ion binding; nucleic acid binding
Source: RefSeq, a predicted model, not a curated record
AUGACGAGUAACCCUCUGCUAGGGUUUGUCUCCACAGACCAAAAAAAUCCAACAGAGGAAGAAGAUCAAUUGGAGAGGAGCACUAAGAAAGUUAAAGAAGGGAAGCAUCCUAAGGUGGUUGUCGGAGAUCUUAUAGGUAAUACUGUAACCUAUAAGGAUAUGGUGACUGGAGGUAACAGUGAGACCGAGAAAGCGGAAUACGAUACUGAAGCUGAUAUGCUGGAUCAAAUCAUUGAAGAUAUUGACGGGAUGACAGUGGAGGAAAAUCUGAUGGGAGGAUAUGAAUGUCCAAAUUUUGUGCUUUCAGAUCGAGAAGAGAAACGGAUCCACCGGCCAUGGAGGAGAGGUGUUAUUGUCAAGCUGCUAGGGCGGAAAAUAGGCUACAAAGCCUUGGAGAAUAGACUGAGACAGAUGUGGGUUAAAAAAGGAGUCAUUAGUAUAAUAGAUCUAAGUAAUGACUAUUAUUUAGUGGCAUUCUCUCAUGAAGAUGAUAAAAGAGUAGCAAUGGGGGAAGGACCAUGGUUUAUUUAUGAUCACUACCUGACUGUAAAAGAUUGGUGCCCAAAUUUCCAUCCGAAGAAGGACACUAUUGAAGAAGUUGCAGUUUGGGUAAGGAUUGCCGGACUCCCCAUUGAAUAUUAUGACUCUAGAGUCUUGACUUUCAUUGGGAAUAGGUUGGGCAAGGCAGUGAAGGUAGAUAAAAAUACAGUGAAGCAAGAAAGGGGUAAGUAUGCUAGAAUGUGUGUGGAAGUGAACCUGACAAAACCAUUACUUGCCAUGUUUUCCAUAAAAGGUAGAAGAUACAAGAUUGAGUAUGAAGGCCUUCAUUUGCUAUGUCUCCACUGUGGGAGAUAUGGCCACUACAAAGAAGGUUGCCCUUUGUUAGUGAAAGGAAAAAUGGUGGAGAGUAAUCGUAGUGUGGAAAUAGGUGAGAGUUCUACAUCGGAGCUGCGUAUUUUGAAAGAACCAGAUGCUGUGGAUGGCCCGUGGACGGUUGUGCAGAAACAAAGGCGAGGAAACAGGUUGCCGGAAAAAAAAAAACAGUGGUCCGGGGAGAAUUAA